This is a messenger RNA of Mytilus californianus (California mussel), 570 nucleotides long. RefSeq lists its product as uncharacterized. NCBI's taxonomy places the organism in Eukaryota, Metazoa, Mollusca, Bivalvia, Mytilida, Mytilidae. Bases 50 to 469 code for a protein of 139 amino acids. Gene Ontology annotation, molecular function: calcium ion binding. The record is from RefSeq and is a predicted model, not a curated record. The transcript has 5 exons.
AUUCUUAAUAAAAGCCAUAUCCUGUAAGAUUCGAAGGAAAAGUCUCGUGAUGGACAACCGUAUAAUUGCUGGUAUUUUAGCUGUAGUUUUUGUAAGUAUUGUUGCACAUCCUGGUAGACCUGCCUUUAAAGACAGUCCACAGGCACGAGUUAUAUUUGCAGCAGCUGAACGAAAUCGGACAAAUGAUGGAUAUAUCACGCCAGAUGAAUUUAGGGACAUCUUUGCCACGUUUGAUACCAACAGUGAUGGCGAGGUCACUGAAGUGGAGUUCUUAUAUAUUUGGAAGGAUCGACAACUAGGAGACUUAUCAGCAGCAUCUAGUUUGUUCCAUCACAUUGAUACAGAUAGAGACAAUUUAGUGACAGAGAUUCCAGAUAUGUCUAGAAUAUUCUACUACUUCGACACAAAUCAGGAUGGAAAGAUUAGCCUGGUCGAAUUUGUCAUCGUUUGGAUCAGUCUGUCUCAGUGACAUUAUCAAAUCAAUACCAAACAACAUUUAUUUUGUUCUGCUAUCUUAUUAUUAUUGUAUUUCAUUCAAAUCUGAUAUUGAAAAUAUGCAAUAAAUCAAGC